Pezoporus occidentalis (night parrot) is the source of this 1096-nucleotide messenger RNA. RefSeq names its product erythropoietin (gene EPO). NCBI's taxonomy places the organism in Eukaryota, Metazoa, Chordata, Aves, Psittaciformes, Psittacidae. Gene Ontology annotation, cellular component: extracellular region. The transcript has 5 exons. Gene Ontology annotation, molecular function: cytokine activity; hormone activity; erythropoietin receptor binding. The record is from RefSeq and is a predicted model, not a curated record. The coding region runs from base 130 to 648 and encodes 172 amino acids.
ACCCCCCCCCAAAGGGCGCUUCCGGCCCCGCGGCCCCUCGGAUCAAACAUUAACCGGGGCCGGGGCCGGGGGACGCGGCCGCCGCUGCCGGGGCCACCCAGGGACCCCCCCGUGCCAUGAGCAGCAGCCAUGGGGGCCGCGGGGCUCUGCUCGCUGCUGCUGCUGCUGCUGUUGGGGGUCCCCGGGCACCCCGAGGGCCCCCCCCCACUCUGCGACCCCCGCGUGCUGGAAUGGUUCAUCCUGGAGGCGCGCGACGCAGAGAGGGCGCUGGCCAGCUGUGGACCACAGUGUGAGCUGCCCGAGGCGGUGCCUGUGCCCUACCCCGGAGUGAACUUCAAUGAAUGGCCACGGCUGGAGGCCGCGGCGCGCGCCCAGGACGUGCGCGGGGGCGUGGCCACGCUCGAGGCCGCGGUGCAGCGCGCGCGGGAGCUGCUGCCGGACCCGCGCCUGCGCCCCCUGCUGGAGCGCGCCAACAGCGCCGCGCGGAGCCUGGCGCGGCUGCUGCGGGAGAUGACUGCGCAGGUCGCCCCCUCAAGCGCCCCCCCCCGGCAGUGGCAGGUCCGGAGCCUGGGCCGGCUCCUGGCUGUUCACAGCAGCUUUCUCCAUGGGAAGGUCCGGCUCUUCCUCAUGGACGCCUGUCGGCAGUGACCGACAGCAGCCAAUCAGCCAUUGGUAUGGCAGACAGCAGCCAAUCAUCCAUCAGCACAUGCCUGACAGCAGCCAAUCACCCAUCAACGUGGGAGAGAACGGCCAAUCAUCUAUCAGCACAUGCCUGACAGCAGCCAAUCGCCCAUCAACAUGGGAGAAAGCAGCCAAUCACCCAUCAGCGGAUGACAGGCGGCAGCCAAUCACCCAUUGACAAUGGCAGGCGGUUAUCCAUCACCCCCCCACCCUGUUCCCUGCGGAGCCUCCCCCCGGCACGUUGGACGUGCCGGCAGGUGACUGACAGCCUCCCCCCCCCGGGCCACCCCAUGGACACCGGGAGCUGUCACUCAGGGGAGACGCGGCCCCACAGCAGCGAUGUCUGAGUCCGAGCCCCCCCCGUGUGUGUGUGAGACCCCCGUAACUUAAUGCGAACACGAGAGUAUUUAUCUGA